AAUCAAUCCCGCUUUGCGACAACAACCACCUUCCACCGGAGAGUCUUGCACCCGCCCUUUCGCCUCCCUCCAAAGAAAGGAAAGGUAAGUCCGGUCAGUGUCGUUCUGGUUCUUUGUUGCGACCCGUCCUUAUUGCUCUCUCGGUGGAGGGUGCAUCACCAAAUAUCGCCCGUCAACAACCCCCGAUUGCCUGCGUCACCGCCUCGCCGAGGGGUUCUUAUCAACCACGCACGGUUCUUGAUUUGCGCCAGCCACCACCACCCCAUGAACCCGUAAGUUGAUCGAAGCGGGUGAUUGGAAGUGCGGUGCCUCCAACGCCAGAUUUUUUUCUGGUGAUAGACUCAUUGUUCUCGCCGGUGGUCCCGCACGCAUUUGCUUUGCGGCCCGCCCGGUGCCCAACACGGGAGGAAGAUGCCGGCCGCCGACGAUUCACCCUCUAAGGGAAAGGAUGGAAACCGGUCUGAGCAGUACACUAUCGAGUACUACAAAGCCCAAUAUGAGUCCAUUCAGGAGGAGCUGCACGACUUUCAGCUCUCCAGCACCGAGCUGGAGGCUGAAAUGGAGAAGGAGAUGGAGGACAAGGAGAAGCGUGAGCGACAGUUGAGGGAGAAGGUUGACAACCUGCGUUACGAGGUAGAGGAGUGGAAGACCAAAUACAAGCAGUCAAAGACCGAGGCGAACAAUGCGCAAAACACUCUGCAGAAGGAAAUCACCUCCCUGCGUGAUGCUAAUCGUACUUUACAAUUGAAGCUGCGUGAUAUUGAAGUUGCCAACGACGAUUACGAGCGACAAGCCCGGAACACUACCUCGUCCCUGGAGGACCUGGAGUCCAAAUACAAUGUCGCUAUCGAGCGUGGAGUCUUGCUGGAAGAGGAGAUCAGGACUGGGGAGCAAGAGCGUGAAAGCUUGCGGAUUGACAACCAGCGUCUAAGAGACGAACUGUCUGACCUUAAGGUCGAAGCCGAGAUCGUCCAGGAGAAGCUGCGACACACCGAGGGUCAUGGGUUCCGUCGUCGCAAGCCAACUCCCUUGUACCGCAGCCCAUCGACUCCACAGACCCUGGAGAUUUUUGAUCGGUCUCCUGGUACGAUUACUUCAUCUCCCGUGUUUGCGACCCCUCCAGCCAAGUCGACCUUGGCCUCUUCGACCGCAACUCCUCCCUCGCCGCCCAUCUCCGAGGCCUCUACCAAUUUCCGCAAGUCCAUCAGCGCUACCCCCACAUUCCCUCGAACCCGAGCAACUGGUGCAGAACCAAUCAACUCGCGGACUCUGCACAAUGCGCGAACCCAGCCAGCUCGGCCUACUCCUCACUCGCGCGCUUCGUCUCUUGCUUUCAGUAAUAGCGGCUACAGUAAUGGAGGUCGCUCUACCCCCUCCAUGUCUUACUCUUCCCGCAACAGCCUGUCCCGGUCGACCACCUCUCGGCCUCCCGGUCUUCCCAAAUCUGGCUCACUGUACCAAAUCCGAGGCCUGAUUGGCAAGAUGCAGAAAUUAGAGGAACGCGUUCAGUCUGCCCGGUCACGUCUCCCAGCUCCCUCGGAGACCUCUUCUCGAGGAUCUCCCCGCUCUCGUCAGGGUUCAGUGAUGGGAGAUAGUCCCGUGCCAUCGACCAUCACCGUGCGGAGAAACUCUCGCAAGCGAAUGAGUGGCAGUAGCUUUGGCUCGUCCGUUCGCGAUAGCGAAAGCGCCCCUUCAUAUAUCCCUCAGGGCCGCCAGUCAGUCGGCGCUCGUACCGGUGAUAGUCGGCCGAGCAGCCGAACGAGCUACUCCAGUCGGAGCUCGUUCAGCCAGAGUGUACAUUCCGGAGUGCCAGUUGGUCGCCCCGAAAGUCGGCAGAGCCGCCCCGGCGCCAAGACGCCCCUCGGCCACUACUCAACGAACCCCAUGACGGAAAGCCGCCGGCCCCGGUCCUCUCUGAGCAACCACAACGGACAGACACCAUCCGUGGGAAGCAUGUCCAAUAUUAGUGAGGACCAUGACAUUUCCACCCCGACCGUAUCGCGGAUUCCCAAGGAUAUCCGGCGACCCUCCGUCUCGGCUACGCCUUCUGGGAUUAAGAAACGUACCACCAGCGGCAUGUCGGCUAUUCCCACGCCCCGCAGCUUUAAGACGAGCAUCGGGCCGGGAGCCAUGCCUCCACCGAUCGAACGGAAGCAAAGUGACCUUGGAGAGACCUAUUAAAGGGUUCUUUGACAGCGGGUCCUCCUUGUAACGCACGCACUAGUGAAAUACUUGUGGGGGACACACAGAUUAGAGACCGCCGUCUCUCCAUUGAACUUCAAUUCUUUUGGCUACUGUUUUUCUUGAGACAAAUACCUUUUAUUCACCCGAGAGCAUGUGAAUUUGCAUCUACCUCGUUUAGUCGGUUUUACUCGUGCAUCCUUGCCACCACCUGGAUGGUGGUCUGACGGGACCUCUUCUCCAACCUACCCCGUGAUUUGCGUCGUUCUGUAUAGGCCUUUUUUGUUUCUUCUUUGGCGCUCAUGUGGUGGUUUAUUGGGUCUCUCAUCUCUCUACCUACACAUAUCGGGGGGAGGUCCUUGCCUUCCUGGCCUUUUUGUGCUGGAAAAGUCUGGUUUUCACUCCCCCUUUUUUUGAUACGGCCCCGGAUCGACUCC
Messenger RNA from Penicillium brasilianum, 2618 nucleotides. The record is from the annotation of a GenBank genome assembly. NCBI's taxonomy places the organism in Eukaryota, Fungi, Ascomycota, Eurotiomycetes, Eurotiales, Aspergillaceae.